CUUCCUUCUAUGAGUUGGGGUGGUGCUGCCCAGUCCUCCUUCCCCCCUCUGCUGAGCCAACCGAGAAACAGCCCAAAUUCUCUGCGGACUGCAGAUUUUGAAAAAGAACUUGAGGCCAGAGGGAGAUGAGGAGAACCAGAUCUCAGACAUCUAGAGAGAACCAACCACCUUCCACCACAGCCAAGAGGCUUGACAGAGCAAGCUGAAAGGAGUCUUCGUAAAAUAACAGCCCUGAACAGGCAAGCAUUCCCUGUACCACCCUUGGGAUGUGGUCCUAAGAGCCCACAGCCCUUGCAUGAAGAGGGCUCUUUGCAUCAUGGCCCAGGUCAACAUCAACAGUGAAUACAGAGAAUGGGGCCCCAGCACGGAUGCUGGAGAGCGGGCUCGUCUGCUGCAGAGUCCUUGUGUGGAUACCGCCCCCAAGAGUGAAGGUGACGACUCUCCUGGGAACCCUGACAGAGGCACCACCUCCACACUUGGGGCCAUCUUCAUCGUUGUCAAUGCCUGCCUGGGUGCAGGACUGCUCAACUUCCCAGCAGCCUUCAGCACUGCUGGGGGCGUGGUGGCCGGCAUCAUGCUGCAGAUGGGCAUGCUGGUUUUCAUCAUCAGCGGCCUCGUCAUCCUGGCCUACUGCUCCCAGGCCAGCAAUGAGAGGACCUACCAGGAGGUGGUGUGGGCCGUGUGUGGCAAGCUGACAGGAGUGCUGUGUGAGGUGGCCAUUGCCGUCUACACCUUUGGCACCUGCAUUGCCUUCCUUAUCAUCAUUGGGGACCAGCAAGACAAGAUUAUAGCGGUGAUAACAAAGGAGCCCGAGGGGAGCCUUGGCAGCCCCUGGUACACAGACCGCAAGUUCACCAUCAGCCUCACCGCCUUCCUGUUCAUCCUGCCCCUCUCCAUCCCCAGGGAAAUUGGCUUCCAGAAAUACGCCAGCUUCCUGAGCGUCGUGGGCACCUGGUACGUCACUGCCAUCAUAAUCAUCAAAUACAUCUGGCCAGAUAAAGAGAUGACCCCAGCAAACAUCCUAACCAGGCCAGCUUCCUGGACGGCUGUGUUCAAUGCCAUGCCCACCAUCUGCUUCGGAUUUCAGUGCCACGUGAGCAGUGUGCCCGUCUUCAACAGCAUGCAGCAGCCUGAGUUGAAGACCUGGGGUGGGGUGGUGACGGCUGCCAUGAUCAUAGCCCUGGCUGUCUACAUGGGCACAGGCAUCUGUGGCUUCCUGACUUUUGGAGCUGCUGUGGACCCUGAUGUGCUCCUGUCCUAUCCCUCAAAGGACAUAGCUGUGGCUGUUGCCCGAGCCUUCAUCAUCCUGAGUGUGCUCACCUCCUACCCCAUCCUGCACUUCUGUGGUCGGGCGGUAGUUGAAGGCCUGUGGCUGCGCUACCAGGGGCUGUCAGUGGAAGAGGACGUGGAGCGGGAGCGGCGGCGACGGGUGCUGCAGACACUGGUAUGGUUCCUGCUCACGCUGCUGCUGGCACUCUUCAUCCCUGACAUCGGCAAGGUCAUUGCAGUCAUUGGAGGCCUGGCCGCCUGCUUCAUCUUCGUCUUCCCAGGACUGUGCCUCAUUCAAGCCAAACUCUCUGAGAUGGAGGAGGUGAAGCCAGCCAGCUGGUGGGCCUUGGUCAGUUACGGAGUUCUCUUGGUCACUCUGGGAGCCUUCAUCUUUGGCCAGACCACAACCAACGCCAUCUUCGUGGAUCUGUUGGCAUAACCACUGCCUCGAAAGAAGCACACAGCUGUGGCCAUCAGACCCAGGAACUUGUGUCUUAGAGUUGCGGGGCCACCCCAAGUCCAACAUCGUUCCAGCUGGUGGGAUGAUGUCUGUACAUCUUGCGGGGCAGUUGUGGAGCAGCAUCUGGCCCUAUACCUGUGGACUUCUCAGCCCCAGCACCCUUCCAGCCCAGGCAGUGGCGUGGAUGGUGGCAGAACAUUUCCUGUCGUGAUGGGACUUUGAUUUCUCAACACUCAGUUACUCCAUGCCUGGACCCCAUGGGUGAAGAUAGUCUCAGAAGACCCAUGUGUUGAGGACUGAGUCUCGGCUCAGGCAGCAUGGCACAUGCCUGAAUCCCAUCAUUCAGAAGGCUGAAAUGAAAGGGUUGCCACAAGUUCAAGGCUAGCUAAGGCUACAUUGUUUGUUCGUUUCUUUGUCAAUACUGAGAAUCGAACUCAGGGCCUCCUCCUUGCCAGGCAAGACUCUGUGCCUCUGAGCCCUUACUCUAAGGCUACACAGUGAGUUCGGGGCCAGCCUGAACAAUGUAGUAAGACCCUUUCUCCAAAAAAAGAGAAAAGACCAGAGGGUCCAACGUCUUUCACAGAACAGCCUGUGCUGCACAGGGGCUGUGCUCAAUACGCCAGGGCUUAGGGCCUGCUCCAGUCCAUCAGCACCCACGGCCAGCAGUAGCCUCUUCUGGGAUCUGGCAACUCCCUGAGGUAGCACUGAGGUCAUACAGAUGCUCAGAGACAGGUAGAUACAGCUCAUCGAUUCCCUCCUCGGCCCCCAGUGAGCCUGGUGGCCUCUUUCCCAUGGCGGUUGACAUUCCUUAGUCUUAGAGGCCCCAUCCUGCCUCUUUGCCAAACCUGAUAGUCCAGGUUGAGUUUCCUCCUCUGUCCUCAGACAUCACCAAGUCCAAUGUUUACAAAUGGUGCCAGCCCAGCUCCGAAGCCAGGGGCACCCGUGCUGUGGUGCUGAACACUCACUAUUGCUUUCCCCAUGGGCAGAGGGGAGUCUGCUUUUCUCUCAGAUUUUCAGAGGCUCAAAGGUGGUGGCAGAGGAGGCUGGGAACCUUUCAGAUCCUCCCCUGAGGCUGAGCUGGCCAGAAUCCAGGUGAACCGUACACACCUUUUUCAACAAUUGCUUCUUUUCUGCCACUGCUUUUCCUCCUCCCAGCAAACCCAGAGGGAAGACAGCUGGGUCGCUUGGAAAGUUCCCUUCCAUCCUGGAAUUUGGCUGCUUCCUCCCUCCUGUACCAUCCCAUUUCUCUGUGUAGUUCAAGGUUUUUGUUACUUGAAGGUCCAGAAACCCUCUCAUCGGCUUCCUCAGCUGUCCACCUCUAUCAGGUCUGGCCUUGGCCUGUCAGCCACAUCGAAGUCAUCCUGGAUUGUUGCCCCAGAUAGGAUGAGGCAGUUCACUGUUUGCUCCCUCCAUAUUCCUGUUGUUUGAUCCCUCUUCUACCCCCACUAAUUUUGGUAAAUUCUAGGUACAGCAUCAGGCUUUCCCCAGAUAACCCCAGUGUUUCCUAGGCCCCUCCUACCUCAGCCUUCCAUGCAGGAGUGAGAGCCCCCCACAGCCAGCCAGCAGCCCACAGUCAGGGCAAUCAGACCUAAGAAGCAGAAUCAGGAUAGGGGCCAAGGUAAGGGAGCUGUGUUUUCUCACAUUGCAUCCCCUCGGGGCCUGCUCUUCCCCUGCACCCGGGCAGACUUCCUCUACAGUCUUCCCUCAGCCUCUGGCACAGCACCAAGCCCUGCAAGACCAGAGGACCGGGGGUGGGCAGCUGUAUAGCCUCUAGUGUUGCACUGAAGGGCACAGGGGUGAGGCAGGGCUCUGCGCUGGGGUGAGCUGGUCCAGGAAAGGAGCUGGCCUCUAGCUUCUGGGCCUGACCUCAGAGUCCUUUCCUGCCUUCUCCCUUUCUCUCCCCUCUCCAUCGGGGUAUUUCUUGUUUCUUUUCUACCCAUACACACUCAGAGGUGGGAAAACAGUUAAUAAAGGGACUCGUGCUGCUGA
Cavia porcellus (domestic guinea pig) is the source of this 3718-nucleotide messenger RNA. It is a transcript of the gene Slc38a7, whose product is annotated as solute carrier family 38 member 7. Gene Ontology annotation, biological process: amino acid transmembrane transport. The transcript has 11 exons. NCBI's taxonomy places the organism in Eukaryota, Metazoa, Chordata, Mammalia, Rodentia, Caviidae. The record is from RefSeq and is a predicted model, not a curated record. Bases 296 to 1708 code for a protein of 470 amino acids. Gene Ontology annotation, molecular function: L-glutamine transmembrane transporter activity; L-asparagine transmembrane transporter activity.